AUGGAGAGGCACAGGAAGCGCGAGCUUCGUGAAUUGAACAUACGCGCCUGGGAUGGCGAACAAGACGUCUUCGCCGUGCAAGGCUCUCUCGACUCGUCUAUGAAAAAGAACACGGCCUUUAUCAAGCGCCUUCGAACCGCCGUAAACGCACCUGCCCAAGCGCAGUUCCUCCAAGAAAUCCGCGCCUUGUCCCUCCAUAAAUAUCUGUCCGAAAUCAUCUCCGCAUGUUACGAAGGCCUGUGCAAGCUCAAGACCCCCGGAGAGAUUGCAGCCGGUGUAGAAAUCGUCAGCGCUCUCCACCAGCGCUUCGGCCCGACCGAGUUCACAGGAUACAUUGGCUGGUACAUUGGGAGGGGCUUAGCGACACCGGACAAGUCACACCUGAAGACACUGGCACCCGAGGUGCGCGAGCGUGAAGAGAAGGAGCGCCUAGCCCGCCAGCGCGUCCUUUUACGGGUUGCUACCGAACUCUGGCUUGUGGGUGUUCUGCGCAGUCUGGAUGACGUAGCUCGACCCGAGGAAGCGAGCAAGACCAAAGACAAUGGCAAGCUCGUCGAAGGUUCUACGAAAGCAAAGUCGCGCGCUGAGAACGCUGACGCUGAGCCCUUUCCGCUCGAGGUACUGAAGGACAUGCUGGGACACGAUCGCGAACAUGUCAACCUACCUCUCGUCGUUAUCUUCGUCAAGGCCUUCGCUUGGGAUAUACUGGGUGCCAAGCCAUCCUCCGCAGAGGGUCGCAAGACUGUGAAUGAGGAUGGGACUACAACGGCUGAGAAGAAUGGGGGUGCUUCCGGCGCCGAAGAUGAGGAGCAAGAUCCGCCCAUAAUCUCCUCGGACUUGCAACAGCGCUUCAGGAAUAUCCUCACUCGUUACUUUGAAGACGUCAAGACCCACCUCCUCCGCGACCAAAAACACAUACUCAGUCAGGGCCGGAAGAAUGCUGAAGCGUACGUCAAGUCGGGCGAGGUCUUCGAGGAUCGUCAGUCCAACUACGAGAAGCAGAUGAAGUCUCAAGAGCGACUGGUGACAAACGCACAGAUUCUGGCCGACGCCUUGGGCGUAGAGAUGCCAGAUCUCAAAGAGAAGGACAAUUCCGCGAAUACAGGCGAUGGUGCUAUUGGCCUGGUCAAGGCGGGCGAAUACCUGCGCGGCCAAAGCGAUGGCGCUGGCAUCUGGGAAGACGAAGAAGAGCGACGUUUCUACGAGAAUCUGAUUGACUUGAAAGACCGCGUUCCAGGUAUUCUGCUAGAGGAGGUCAAAAAGAAGAAGACAGAUGGCGACGAGCAGGUUGGCAAGAAGAUCGAGGCAAAGACUGAGGCCGUCGAGAAAGAGGCACCGGAAGCUACCAAUGACACGAAACCGGCCGAUGGGGAGGACCAAUCUACUGCCAUUGCAAACAAGUCCGUUGGAGCACAGGUCGAUGCCCUACUGGCACGCCUUCCAGAAAUUGCAACAAAGGAUGCUGUCGAUCAGACUGCCAUGGACUUUUGUUUCCUAAACUCAAAGGCUUCUCGUAACCGCCUCAUCAAGGCUGUGCAAGAGAUCCCGAAGGGCCGGUCCGACCUGCUCCCUUUGUACUCCAGGCUCAUUGCAACUCUCGGAAAGUACAUGUCAGACGUUUCUCAGGGCCUGGUAUCCUACCUUGACGACGAGUUCAGAAGCCUACAACGACGAAAGUCGAAAGACUUCCUGGGACAAGUGCGAACGCAGAAUGUGCGCUACCUUGCAGAGUUGACCAAGUUCGGUGUGGUUCCAGAGCACGUCAUCUUCCAUUGUCUAAAAGUCAGCCUUGACGACUUCUCACGGAUGAAUAUCGAGAUCAUCUGCAACCUGUUGGAGAAUUGCGGACGUUAUCUGCUUCGCAACCCUGAGACAUCUCCUCGUAUGCAUUCCUUCCUAGAAACCCUUCAACGCAAGAAGGGUGCUCAGGUCAUUGGUCAACAAGAGCGCAUGUUGAUCGAGAACGCUGUGUACUAUGUGAACCCUCCAGAGCGUGCAGCAAUCGAACAGAAGGAGCGAACGCCAGUUGAGCUCUUCCUGCGCAAGAUCAUGUACCAGGACCUGACUCGUCGUACGCUGGACAAAACCAUCAAGCAGGUACGCAAGAUGCACUGGGAGGAAGAGGAGGUAGUCAAUCUCCUCCACAAGGUUUUCGCAAAGCCGGGGAAGAUCAAGUACAGCAACAUCCACUUGCUAGCCGUCAUGCUGGGGACGAUCCAUCGUUUCCACCAAGACUUCGCCAUUUCAGUCAUCGACGACCUUCUCGAAUCCAUCACGUUUGGAUUAGAAUUGAACGACUUCAAGUUUAACCAACGCCGGAUCUCAGAAGUCAAAUACCUUGGCGAACUAUAUAUUUAUCGGUUAGUCGACUCGCCUCUCAUCUUCGACACCCUGUACAAGCUCUUGAACUACGGAUGGGAAGGUGGGUAUGCGCGGCCUGGAGGGUAUAAUCCUCUGGAUCUUCCCGACGACUACUUCCGCAUUCGCCUUGUUUGCAACCUUUUGGAAACCUGCGGCAUGUAUUACGACAAAGGCGCGGCGAAGAAGAAGCUUGACUUCUUUCUUACAUACCUGCAGUACUAUGUAUGCAUCAAAGAGGCAUUGCCGAUGGAUGUGGAGUUCAUCGUGCAAGACGCUUUCAACCUAGUGAGACCGCAGUGGAAGAUAGUCACUAACCUGGAGGAGGCUUCGCGUACCUUUGCAGAAGCCGUCAAACAAAACUACCAAACAGCGUCAGCCGACAAGCCUGUAGAGCCCGACGAGGACGACAUGUCUGCGUCAGACGAUGAACUGGACGGUCCCGAGGACGAGGACGUCGUGCUGCCUGACGGCGAAGGAGACAAGUCGUCCGGUGAAGAAGACGAGGAUUCUGAUGAUGAUGAUGAUGAUGAUGAUGAGCCUGUAAAGCAAGCAUCCUCGGACGAAGAGGAAGAACAGAUUGUGGUCACACGACAAGAAGACGAACGCGACCCAGAAGCAGAUGCUGAGUUCGACCGUGAGCUUGCUAAGCUCAUGUCUGAGAGUGCGGAGUCUCGUAAGCAUGACCGGAAGCCUGUCUUCGAUGUGCCGCUACCAAUGCGUCGCGCUCGAGAGGCUCCGAUCAACCCUGAAGACGUUGGUAACGAGGUGCCCAUUCCGGUCGCUCCAGUUCCUUCGCAUACGAUGAAGUUCUCAUUGCUCAGCAAGCGUGGCAACAGAACGCAGACGCGAUCUAUUGACCUGCCAUCAGACUCAACCUUUGCUGUCGCCAUGCGUAACAAGCAGCAAGCAGACACAGAAGAACGACAGCGAAUCAAGAGCCUCGUCCUGAACUACAACGAAGCUCGCGAUGAUGCUGACGACACAACUGGUGAUUUACCAUUUCAUUAUACCCUUUCGCCUAAUACCAAUAGAAUACGUACUGAAACUCCUCAAGGUCUGGACAAGACUCCGAAUCCGUACGCGCAGCCGCGCCUUGAUAAAGCUGGUGCGAAUCGCAGCAAUCAGCGUGCAAGGAAGCUACAGCUGUCAGAUGUCAACUGGUAUGACUCCCAAUCCUCUCCUCGGCAGAGUCGCCCUGGGUCUGGUGCAACGUCUGCCUCAAUGCAUACGCCGUUUUCGGUGUUCACACCGAAGCGUUGA
Alternaria atra is the source of this 3621-nucleotide messenger RNA. RefSeq lists its product as uncharacterized. Gene Ontology annotation, cellular component: cytoplasm; exon-exon junction complex. Gene Ontology annotation, molecular function: RNA binding; protein binding. Bases 1 to 3621 code for a protein of 1206 amino acids. Gene Ontology annotation, biological process: nuclear-transcribed mRNA catabolic process, nonsense-mediated decay. NCBI's taxonomy places the organism in Eukaryota, Fungi, Ascomycota, Dothideomycetes, Pleosporales, Pleosporaceae. The transcript is spliced from 3 exons. The record is from RefSeq and is a predicted model, not a curated record.